UAUUUUCAAGGCAAACGCACUAGCUAUGUACUGUAUUAUCGCUUUCUACGGUUUCGGUAUUUGUUUUGUUUUUGCUCUUUUUAUCGAAACCAGUGUGCUGCGGGGAUAUGACAGUUUCGCUCAAUAGAAAUGCACGGAUUCUUAUUGUUUUAUAGCCUCUUUAUAUACAGUACACUUAAUUUACGUUUGGCUAUGUCAACUCUUAGUACUGUGUCCUGCGAGUAAAAAGUAGUCCCCCCUCAAGGGCUGUGAAAACAAACGAGCUUCACAUCUCAUUUGUAAUGCGGAGUUCACGUGCGGAUGCAUGGAAAAAAAUUGGCGUACUUUCGAAGGGGAGAUACGACAAGGAAAAGGGGCCACGGAGGUUGAUGCGAAAGGGCUUAGCGCUCAUCCUGGUGGGCCACAUUAACUUCAUCCUUGGCGCAAUCGUCCACGGCAGCGUCCUGCGACACAUAUCCAAACCCAGCCAGCAAAUCACCACAGAAUACACAGUGGUCAACAUCAUUUCGGUCACCUCGGGACUGCUGAGCAUCGCCACCGGGAUCAUCGCCAUUGUGGUGUCGAAGAACCUUCGCAUAUUUAAGCUGCACAUUGGACUUCUGCUGGCCUCGCUGCUGAACGCCCUGCUCUCAGCGGCGUGCUGCGUGGGCCUCCUGUCGGCCAUCGGCGUGACGGUGGCUCACAACGGUCAGGGCCUGAUGCGAGGAUGUAACGACACAGUGGUCCCCGCCAACGCUCGCUCUCCUGUCAGCGCUCAAUGUCCGUUCGACACCACCCGCAUUUAUGACACCACCCUGGCAAUAUGGUUCCCCAGCGCUGCGUUGGCCGCUGCAGAGUGCGGCCUGUCUGUAUGGUGCUUCAUCGUCGGACUGACUCUCCGGGGCCUGCUGGCCUGUGGAAAGACUUACUACAAAGAACAGAUGGAGGAAAAGCCACACAGCGUACGGCUGAUUGACCAAAACGUCAACCCUGAUGCUUGAUGCGACAAAAUGCUGGAAGUACAACACUCCAUUUUUUUCCCAUCCUUAAAUCUUAAAGAUCGAGUUUUGAUAUGAGUGUGCUGAUGCAUUUCAUUGAACCCGACCAAGACCAAAUGCAUUCGUUAAAUGCAAGUUUUUGAUCCAUCCGGUAGUAUUCAAGUAGUCACGCUAGGACUGUUUUUGCUUUCUGGUGAGUUAGCUUUGACUAGUCAAUAACAUUUCAUGCUGAAAAGGCUGUUCGAUAUGAAGAAGGUUUUUGUACAUUUUGAAGUUUAAGUAUUUUCUUUUGUGGCUUGUUUGUUUUAUUACAUUGAGCAAAGCAGGAGAACUUUGUUUUUAGUAUUUCCUGUGUACAGUACAUUCUGAUCCAGCCCUUUGCAUUUUGAGUGAAAGCAUGAAAAAAAAAUCUUAUCUUGAAGAUUGUAAACCAGCCACAUGACUGGAGCAUAUUUCUUUUGCAAAACAGUAUGGAAUGUUUUAUUACUUUCCUGAUUACUUUAUGGAACGAAUUGACAAAAUAUUUGUCUUUAAAAUACCUUGGACCCAUUAAAAUCGACUGAUUUGA
Molecule: messenger RNA, 1545 nt
Organism: Syngnathoides biaculeatus (alligator pipefish)
Lineage: Eukaryota; Metazoa; Chordata; Actinopteri; Syngnathiformes; Syngnathidae
Product: keratinocyte-associated protein 3
Exons: 6
Coding region: 282-980 (232 amino acids)
Source: RefSeq, a predicted model, not a curated record